Polyodon spathula (Mississippi paddlefish) is the source of this 4400-nucleotide messenger RNA. RefSeq names its product tripartite motif-containing protein 2. Lineage: Eukaryota; Metazoa; Chordata; Actinopteri; Acipenseriformes; Polyodontidae. Gene Ontology annotation, biological process: negative regulation of translation; protein polyubiquitination; proteasome-mediated ubiquitin-dependent protein catabolic process. The record is from RefSeq and is a predicted model, not a curated record. The transcript is spliced from 12 exons. Gene Ontology annotation, molecular function: protein binding; zinc ion binding; ubiquitin protein ligase activity. Bases 282 to 2528 code for a protein of 748 amino acids.
AGAGAGCUGAAAUAAAGAUAGAUUUUGCUUGAAAUUCUGAUUUGGGGUGGGGGUUCCCUGCUUGCUAGUUUUAUUAUUUUAUUUCCGUCUUUUUUUUUCUUUCUUAGAUUUAUACCUAGUACUGUAUGUGCUGAUAUCCUUUGAGGGUUGGUGUAAAUCAGUGUAAUAUUUCUUCCAUACCUGGAGAGGAGCAUCACUACAUGUAACAAGAUAUGCCUUUGAUCGGAGGAUGGAUUGGCUAUGGGUGAAAGUAAACGUGACCCAUAUGUCAGCGUUUUAGGAUGGCCAGUGAAGGCUCCAGCAUCCCCAGUCCUGUGGUGCGUCAGAUUGACAAACAGUUCCUGAUUUGCAGUAUAUGCCUGGAUCGCUACAAGAACCCUAAAGUACUCCCCUGUCUACACACCUUCUGUGAGAGGUGCUUACAAAACUACAUUCCUGUCCAUAGUCUGACCUUGUCGUGUCCAGUGUGCCGCCAGACGUCCAUCCUGCCAGAGAAGGGGGUUUCCGCUCUGCAGAACAACUUCUUCAUCACCAACCUGAUGGACGUGCUGCAGAGGUCGCCGGACAGCAGCAGCGAGGACUCCACCAUAUUGGAGACUGUUACCGCUGUGGCCACUGGCAAGCCACUCUCCUGCCCCAACCAUGGAGGGAAUGUGAUGGAAUUUUACUGCCCCUCGUGUGAGACAGCGAUGUGCCAGGAAUGUACAACGGGCGAGCAUGCCGAGCAUCCCACAGUCCCUCUCAAAGAUGUCGUUGAGCAGCACAAGGCUUCUUUACAGGAUCAGCUAGAUGCUGUCAAGAACAGGCUGCCUGAAAUAGACUCUGCACUUCAGUUCCUGUCCGAAAUCCUGCAGCAGCUCACCAGCCAGAAGUCCAGCAUUGAGGAAGACAUUCACUCCACCUUUGACGAGCUCCAAAAGACCUUGAACGUGCGGAAGAGCGUUCUGCUUAUGGAACUCGAAGUGACGUACGGCCUCAAACAAAAAGUUCUCCAGGCACAGCUGGACACUCUUCUCCAGGGUCAAGAGGGCAUCAAGAGCAGCUGUAACUUCACGGAGCAGGCUCUGCAUCAUGGCACCGAGACAGAGGUGCUACUGGUAAAGAAGCAGAUGAGUGAGCGGCUGAGCGAGCUGGCCAGCCAGGAUUACCCUCUGCAGCCUGAGGAGAAUGAUCAGCUGGACUUCCUCAUUGAGACUGAGGGCCUCAAGAAGUCCAUCCACAACUUGGGCACCGUCAUCACCACCAAUGCCGUGGCCUAUGAGACGGUGGCCACGGGCGAGGGGCUGCGGCAGUGUGUGGUGGGCCAUCCCACCUCCGUCACCAUCACCACCAAGGACAAGGAUGGGGAGCUGUGCAAGACCGGAAAUGCCAGCCUUGCUGCAGAGAUCUUCACCCCCGAUGGGAGCAUUGCGGAUGGGGAGAUCUUGGACAACAAAAACGGCACUUAUGAGUUCCUGUACACUGUACAAAAGGAGGGAGGCUUCAUGCUCUCGCUGAGACUCUACGACCAGCACAUUAAGGGCAGCCCCUUCAAACUAAAGGUGACCAAGUCCACCGACGUGUCGCCCACCACAGAUGGGGUUAAGAAGCGAGUCAAGUCCCCUGGCAGCGGACACGUGAAGCAGAAGGCUGUGAAAAGGCCGGCUAGCAUGUUCAGCACAGGGAAGCGGAAAGAGAACCCCAUUGAGGAUGAUUUGAUUUUCAGAGUUGGUACCAAGGGAAGAAACAAAGGGGAAUUCACAAACCUUCAAGGCGUGGCAGCCUCCUCCCUUGGAAAGAUUUUGAUUGCAGACAGUAACAAUCAGUGUGUACAGAUAUUUUCAAACGAUGGGCAGUUUAAAAGCCGGUUUGGUGUCCGUGGCCGGUCUCCAGGUCAGCUGCAGCGCCCUACAGGGGUGGCCCUCCACCCCGACGGGGACAUCAUCAUCGCAGAUUAUGACAACAAAUGGGUCAGCAUUUUCUCAUCCGAUGGGAAAUUCAAAACUAAAAUCGGUUCAGGGAAACUUAUGGGGCCCAAAGGUGUGUCGGUGGACCGGAACGGUCACAUCAUUGUGGUGGACAACAAGGCCUGCUGCGUGUUCAUCUUCCAGCCCAAUGGGAAGAUGGUGACAAAGUUUGGUAACCGUGGAAACGGAGACAAGCAGUUUGCAGGUACACUUGAUGGUCCUCACUUUGCUGCAGUGAACAACAAUAAUGAAAUCAUUGUUACUGAUUUCCAUAACCAUUCUGUCAAGGUUUUCAAUCAGGAGGGAGAAUUCGUAUUGAAAUUCGGGUCAAAUGGGGAAGGAAACGGCCAGUUUAAUGCCCCUACAGGAGUGGCUGUGGAUGCCAAUGGCAAUAUUAUCGUGGCAGACUGGGGAAACAGUCGAAUACAGGUGUUUGAUGGCAGUGGAUCAUUCCUCUCCUACAUUAAUACAUCAGCUGAUCCUCUAUAUGGUCCCCAAGGUCUGGCCCUCACCUCCGAUGGCCAUGUUGUGGUAGCAGAUUCUGGGAACCACUGCUUUAAAGUGUAUCGUUACUUACAAUGACAGCAGUCUGCACACCCUCCCCUGCCUCCAUUUCCCUCCAGACCAUCUGGAUGCAUCUGCAGUACCAAACUAGUCUGCCAUCCACUGGGGUUGGAAGAGAGUCACUUUCAGCUGUUCUUUGUUGUGGAUUUCCCUUUGCCCUUCUCCAUUAACGUCAUGAGAACUAGAGAAUUCCGUUGCCUAUGAUUUUCAGUGUCCAUCCACGUACAGCCUGCUUUGAGCAUCAAGUGCUUUAGUGAAACAUGAGGACACAGUGCCAAGUUUAAAGUAAAUAAAUAAAUAAAUCUUAAACUUGAAUAUGAAUACUAUGUUGUAGUCUACUACUACUACUGCUACUUGUAUAGUUUAAGAGCAUAAUCUAUUGCGGUAGCUGGAAUCUUGAGCUUUCGGAAUGCCUGUAUGCUUAUGCGAUGCUGUAGUUUUUACUAAGUUUCUCUUUUGCAAAAAAAAAAAAAAAAAAAAAAAAAGGCGUGAAUGCUGAAUGUUACUCUGUUGUUAUUGUUUGAUUGAUUAACACUCAUUAGCUGCAGAACUGAAAAUAACAUCAAUAAAACAGCAUAUUAUAAGGUAAUGCAGUUAGGUGGUAAGUGUUAAUCGGGACUUGGAAACUGAGAAAGUGUGUGGCGUCUUAAUUAAAAGAGAGGGAAAUAAAAUGGGCAAGGUGGUAUCUUUGGCUGUCUCUUAACUCAGUCAGUAGCUCUAAGAAAAAAAAAGGGUUGUACUUCAAACAUUUCAAAUUGUUGUUUAUGUAUACAAAGCCUGGCAGUUAAGCACAGUUUAUGUUUCUGUCCACGAUUUACAUACACAUUUUAACAUUUAACUCGGCCUUCAAUUUCAGUGAAGCAAAAACGGCUAUCAUUGUAAGCUUCUGUAAUUAUCAUGAAACAAAGUGUUUGCAGAACCUGAAGUGACUAGCCAACACUUAAUUUGAUUUAUACAUAUUAUUAAUUUAUUGUUAAUAGUAAUUAAUUAAAUAUUUCUGUAAAAUUAUUGAGACUUGAACAAUAUCAUGUUUUGUAUUUUCCAAAGGCUUCUUGUGUCUCCAAACAUGAUGAGUUUUGUUAGAGUACAUCUACAGUAUGUGUGGAAUAAACAGUACUGCAUAUUUUACACAAGGUUGUCUUCAUUUAUAAAUAAAACACUGAUACCAACUGAUAACCCAUUCAGUGCUCUGUUCAGUUAAAUUGUUUUGAAAUAAUAUCAAUAAGCAAUUAUGGCUUUCAUUUUCUCCCAUAUGUGAAAAUAAUGUCUAAAUUGACACUGCUUAUACCUCCUUUUGCAAAGAUUACUGCAAGUAUAAUGAACAAUAUCGAUUUAAUACAAUUGGGUUUACUUCGAUGCAGAUACAGUCAAUGCUAUAAUGUGAAUUCUUUUUUUAAUUUAUAUUUAUUUGUCAGUUUUUUGUUUGAAUUGCCAAAUUGGAAAACUAAGUGCCCACAGGAAGCUAUUUAUGUUUAAAAAAAAAAAAAGUGUAUUGUUAAAAAAAAAAUUUAAAAAAAUGGUAAUGUUCUUUUUGGAUUUUUUUUAUUUUUAUUGAUGAAAUGUGUGCUGGAAAUUUUGGAACAAGGUUUUGUACAUGGGCUCUAAAAAAGGAAUUAAAAGUAAUGAAGAAGUGAUUAUGUUGAUCAUGAUGACGAACGUUUAGCACAAAGUAAUGUGUGUAAGCAUCACAGCCUUAAAUAAGUGUAUGCUUUUGUAUAACCCUGCAGUUAAGAUCACCUUUCACAAUAUCAGUAUAUUGCCCGUUUUAAAUGCUUGCAUUGGGUGUGCAAAAUGUUUGAAUUUUUAUUUAUUUUCAAACAUUCCAUGUUGCAAUUUAGUUAAAACCUGUUUGUGUACAGCACAGAAAUAAAGCAUCGCACUCAUUGAAAA